UUAGUACGCUAUGACUGGCGAGCAUUUUAAAUCCCUUGAGCGUGCGCACUAUGUGCUUAUUUUUUUUAUUAGUGGAGGAAGCCAUAGUGUUGAAAUUAACGUUUCAGAACUACUCUUGUGAUCCUUUUAUAAUUGUAGUAUGGUCUUCUUUAGUAUUUUAACUGACAAGUGAUACCGACGGUCAAGAGUAUUGAAGAGAGCGUGAUUUCAGUGGCUUGUCAUCAGCUUGGUUGGCUGAAUGGAUCCUAGGGUCGCUUGGAUUCAACCUGAACAGAAGGGACCUGCUAAUACUGCAUGGAUGCAAAUUUGGGAAACCUCUCAGAGGAUUAGGAACAGUUCUAGCCAUCAUUACUGUUUUAAUUCUGUAGCUGGAGUUAAGGGUAAAUUGACUUGUUCAUUACAUAAGGAUAAAAGUAGUUUAGCCAACACUUUUUCUUCAGCUGUGGAUGGUACCGGUGGUGUCACCUCUCCAUGCUUACCUACUCCUCCCUGUUCCUAUAGAUUGGUAGAAGUGAGAGGUUCUGGUGGUGGAGACGUUGGAAGAUUGCAAACUACCUCUUCGGUGUCGUCAUUGUCACCAUCGUCUGUUUUGUCUUCCUCAGGAGAACCCCCUUCUUUUAUAAGGACUAAGGGUGUUGGCAGCUCAAACAACAUUUUUAAUGUGAACGACAACAGUGGGGAUAACCACAACUGUAACUGUUAUGUCCAUUACUCUCCUUAUCAUGCCGUGCCCCAUUUGCAUCAUCACCAUCAUCACAGCAGGUGCAAAAGAGAAAAUAAAGCCAGUACUUAUGGAAUAAAUUAUUUACUGUCUUGCUGUGAUUGUGCAAACUUUCAUCAGCCACAAUUUAUGAACCCAUGGGCCAAGAAGAAAUACAACAUAGGGCUGCAAGGGCUUCAUGAAGAAAUACUCGACUUUGUUGAUUUCAUAUCGCCAAGUCCUGAAGAAACAGCAAUGAGAAUAGAGUUGGUGAAAAAAGUAAAAGCCAUUAUCAAAGGACUUUGGCCUUCUGCUGAGGUAAGGAUUUUAGGCAGUCUCAGCACUGGACUUUAUCUGCCAUCGGAUGACGUAGAUCUUGUCGUGUUCGGCCAGUGGGAACGGCCUCCACUGCAACAGCUGGAGCAGGCAGUACAGAAGCACAGUGCAUCUAAGCCUUAUUCCAUUAAAGUAAUUAAAGUGCUCGAUAGAGCUACGGUACCAAUAAUAAAGCUUAUUGAUCAGGAGUCUGAUCUGAAAGUGGACAUAUGUUUUAAUGUGAACAGUGCAGUUGAUGCAGCUGAAUUUAUCAAGGACUGCUUAAAGGAGAAUCCGUUACUGCGUCCACUGAUUUUAGUAUUAAAGCAAUUUCUUCUACAGAGAGAUAUGAUUGAAGUAUUUCGAGGUGGAAUUGGUUCUUAUACCCUUGUGUUAAUGGCUAUCAGCUUCUUGCAGAUGCGGCCAAGGUCAGAUUCAGGAAAAUCAGAAAAUCUUGGAAUGCUUUUGAUAGAAUUUUUUGAACUGUAUGGACGGCAUUUUAACUACAUGAAAACUGGGAUUCGAUUCAAUAAAACUUGCUCCUCUUAUGUUGCCAAAGAAGAAAUCAUGAAAGUCAUGACAAAUGGUUAUCGACCAUCCAUGUUAUGCAUUGAAGAUCCACUUAUACCAGGGAAUGAUGUUGGGAGAAGUUCCUAUGGAGCCAUGACAGUGAAACAGGCAUUCGAUUAUGCAUAUACUGUACUUAGUCAUGCAGUAUUUCCUCCUGCUAGUUCCUUUCCAAACAAAGGCUUUGACAGCACAUUAGGGAGAAUAAUUAAGAUAACCCAAGAGGUGAUAGACUAUAGAGACUGCAUCAAGAGAAAAUGGGGUGACAGUGUGCAUCUGGAAUUACCUCAUAAUGAUGGCAAGAAUACAGGCGUUGUGUAUCAGAAUGCUGGAAAUGGUAUUGAAGCACAGAAUAAGUUGCGAGAGUCAGAGUCGCCACACAACCAGCCAUCCCCAUUAUCCAUUUCUAGCUCCUUGGAGCUUUCUUCAGAAUCAUCUGCAUCUUCGAUGUCCUCUCUGUCUGGCAGCGACCUAGAUUCUGAUACACCACCCAGUACAACGCCAAAUGUUCAUCAGUUAAACAUCUUGCUAGCUCCACCAAUGGCUCCUUUAACUCCAGUUCCACCAGCCUUGACCGGGGCUGUGCUGAUGACUGCAAAUAAUCUGGCUGGAAUUCCAAUCAGAGGUACAAAUUUUGCUGUUCCUCCAGUGCAGAUCAGACAGGUUCGUCUUGAAGGACCAUCUUUGAAAGUUGCUUCCUACAUGCCACCUCCUGCAGUCCCUCCUCCUUCACCAAGCCCUAUGCCAAGUCCUCAUUUACUUCUGAAGCAGCAAAAUGGGCAGAAGUACCCUAUGAAAGGAAUCAACACUCAAAAUAGUUGUCACAACCCAUUGGUUGUUGGGGGAAUGAAACAGCCUGUUAACAACAGAGGGCCCCACCAGUACAAUCGAAACAGCUGGAAGAGAAGAAAACAUGUGAAGGACUACAUACCUGUAAAUCUCAGCAGAUAAUGCUAGAUCAAGUCCUUUUCAAAUGUAGCUAAAGCUACUUAAGUGGAUGCUUAGAGACAGACCAGCACUCAUCACAUCAUUAUGUCGGUAUUGGAUGAAUAUCUGGCUGACUUUUGCAUGUUUACUGUGUGAUGGGCAGUUUUACAGAAGAACUUUAUUAAAUUUUGGAAAGACUUUUCUUUAAUUUCAAUGCCAUCAUGUAUGGUACUGAUUUUGUACUAAAAUGGCUUGCAAAUCAGAAUGAGAGUUGAAGGACAGCACUGGAAAUGAUAGGCAAUUUUAUGCAAAAGUGUGCUAACAGUUAUGUCAUUGCGACAGAUGUUCAUAUGGCACUGGAACAGUGAUGCUUUCCUGUACUGAUUAUUAGACAUAGGCCAGACCUUUUUUACUCUGUGUUGUGUAUAUUUUUGAAACAUAAGUUGUAUCAUUUGUGCAAUACCUGUUUUUUUAUUUAAUUUUGUAUUAUGUCACUCAUGUUAUAUUUAAGGGGAAGGAGGGAAUUAUUAGAAGUUUACAUAUCCUUUCCCAGGUUACAUUACCUGAGUUUAGUUUUCAAAGGUUAGGUGCUACAGUCAAAUAAGUCUAUAGUGAAUGCUGUGCAAAAUUUUGGUUUCCAAAACAUAAGAGGCUCCUUAGUUCAUUAUCAGUCACUAACUUAAUGCCACUUUGUAGUUUGUGAUGGAGGAGUUUUGAUCCACCAUAUUAAUGUACUUGUUUGGUCUUGCCUUUGUAGUUUUCUUAAGUCGAUGGCUCUUUAUCUUUAUUGUCUUUUUAACAGAAAAUGGAAAUGCUGAAAGCACCAGAAAUGCUAAAAAUCUUAAGAUUAGUGACUGAACUUUGGAGCCUGUAGCACAGCACUGGCUAAUGUAACCUGCUUUUGGUUGGGUCUUAACAGCAUUUGUUUUUAAGUUACCCGACAUAUGGAAUGAGGAGAAAGGAGUUAAUUUGAUUCUAUUAUGGAAUCUGUAUAACAGUAUGCAUUUGUUCUAUUAAGAGCAUCAAAAGUACUUCAGCAGCUGUAUGCAUAAUAUUUUACAGAAGUGCAUAGAUGAUGAUCUGCUUUGCAGGCACUUACAAGUUGCAGGUGCAUACAGGUAUACUAUGCAACUAUUUCCUGCCAUUCUUUCUUUUUUUUCUUCAGGAUGUAGAACAGUGCAACCUAUUAAGCCCAGAGUUUUAAAUUGUUCCAUAUUUGUCCAUGUGUUGGGUAAAAUAAGUCUAGUGUUGCAUGUUUGAUUUUAAAGCAAACACUGUUGAUUACUGAGUAAAAGGCUUUGAGCCUUAUAAAACACUACCAGUUGUUUAAAACCUCACUAAUGGAGAAUGUUGCACAUUCUCAACCAUGAAAUAGUGAAGGCAUGACUUGUUCUUGGAUUUUUGCAAAAUGUAUUUAAACAGUUUUGACUAGAGUCCUUGAAGCUUAAAAAGCCUUCUCUGUUGUACAGUGACAUAUGCAAUUUUAUUUUCAUGUUUCAUUCACUUUUUUGUCGUAGCAUAUAACAAUAAAUGCUACUGCCAAAAUAGCUGAAUGUCUGCAAAUGUUUAAGUAUAAUUAAAUGCAGGAGUAGUCCAAAAACAGAUUGUGUGAAUGCAUCUAUCAGUGCAGUGCUUCCUUGAUAUGUUUCAUCAAAUGCAAUUUCCUUGAGCAAAAUUUGAGUAAUGAGGCAUUUGUUGAAAGCACAGCAUUGGAGUUUUUGUCACCAAAUGAGUCUGUUCAGUUCUGUACAAGGAAAUAGCACUCAGUAAAAUGUGGGGCAGUUACACCAUAUGUAUAUUAAAAAAAAAAAAAAAAGUAAAUGUGCUAAUUACAGUAUUGCUGAGAAGACAUGCAAGUUAGUUUACAAAUGAGCUGACAUGCAGCAGUCUUACCACUUGACUGUUGUCAGGGACCUGUUGUAACUUAAAGUGAUGCAGUCAUUACAUUUCAGUGAAAUAUAAAUGGGAUCUCCUAGUUUUUUUUUUUUUUGUUUUGUUUGUUUUUUAACCUCAGACUGUACUGCAUGGGGCAAGAUGCCUUUAUCCUUUUUUGCUUUCGGCUGCUUUGGUUACCUAAUUAAUGUCAGUUUUACUGCUCGUACAAUUCCAUAACAAAAGAUACUGUGUUUAAAGGGUGUGACGUAAAGCACAAUUGACUAUUAAAACUGUAACCCAUAGCGCUCAUUUGCAUUAUAUUUACCGUUUUAGUUUUAGCUUUGCCAUUGCAGAUUUUAUUAAUAAACUGGUGAACUUUUACAUACUACACUUAACUGUGUAGGUAAUGUGUAGAGGAACUCCAGCAUAAUUGUGUAAAAUAUUGUAUAGCAAUUUUUUCCAUGAAACAGGAGAGUGGUGGAUGUUAAGAGACUGCAUUGGUUAUGCAGAGACUUUAUUUUGCUUUUGUUCAUUUGUAUGCACAAUGUUAGACUUUUGUUUGCAGUACCUGCAAACCUUUUUUUUUUUCCAGAACUGUUUUAGCUAGCAAUUUGCAAGCUUGCUGUGGAUCAGGAGGUUAGAAGAUGGAACCAAGCUUUCCCCUUAAAACUGCUCCAAGGCAGAUGUUAGUUGGUUUCCUUUGCCAAGUUCAUACCUUAGAUCAUCAAGCUGCAACUUUUUAACUAGAUACUAGCUUUAGGGAAACUGUGAUCUGCUGUUCCUUAUGUAAAGGGAUCAUAUUUUUUAAUAAACUUCCCAAAUUAAGUCCCUAUUUCUUACUUAUGGUAAGUAGAAGGUGUUCUUAACAGAGAGUCAUGUUUCACUUGAGGUGCUCCAGUGCUGUAUUUCUUUUAUAUUUCUUGGCUGUGUGUUCACAGCUUGCAUGCCUGUUGUCAUCUCUUGUCAACAAUUUAAACAAAAAAGGUCUGUAUGAUCAGCCUUAAUCCAUUUUGAGAAAUAGGUUUAAAUAUUAUGAGUAGAAAAAAAUUUCCUCAUCAUUCCCACUGGAAACAAAGAUGAACCUGUUUUUUUUUUUUUUUUUUUUUUUACAUCUAAAUCAUUGCCUGUUUUACUGCUGUCCAGCACUUUUUGAGCAGUGGUUGCCAUAGUGUGAAACAGGUCAGUGUUAAGGCUUAAUGUGCAACACGCACAUUUUUAUAACAUUUGGCCACGUUUUUAUAACAUUUUAGCAUUCAUGCAGCAUUCAGCCCUAUGUUUAUGCAGUCUUUGCUUGGUGAACUUCCUAAACUAAUGCUUCCAUCUUUUAUAGUGAGGUAACUUGUUGAUGGUCCUUUUAUAUCUUGUUUUCUGUAGUGGAUUGUUUCAGAAGAAAGUAUUUUAGGUUGAAAUGUUAAUUUUGCAGCUACAUUUUGUUACAGAGCAUUUGUAUGAGGCAUCUGUUUGGAUUGGGCUUCGUCCAGUCUUUACAACUGGUUUACAUUUCAAAGGUACAGCUGGUAGAGGAACUUAAAGAAGGGUUUUGCAGAUUGCACCAUGGCAACAAAACCUGAUUACAAAACUCUUGAUGGCUGUCCUCCAUUAGUUGACUUGUCAGUCUUUCAACAGGCUGCAUUUUAAAAGGAACAUUUCCCGCCUACAUUUUUCUACAUUUUUUCUUCUGAUCUUUGAGUUUGUAGUACCAAACAGGAUUUUACGUUUCUCCAUGACUACUUUUAAUUCUUUAUGGUUCAUUUUAUUUUUAGUUUUAUUCCAAAUGUACUCAAAAAGUUAACAGUUGAAAAUAAUUUUUCAACAGACUUUUCAUAGAGAUUCUUUUUCUGAGAACAUUAAAUUUGUUAAGUCCUAGAGGACUGAUACUUCAACUACAGUGGGAUUUGCUAGAUUCUUCCAGAAGGCCACCCUAACAAAUCUUUUUGGCUUGGGUUCCAAGCAGGAUACCACAGUCUCUACAGUGUGUAUGCCAGACACAAGAUCCAUGUGCAGCAGAUGUUGAAAGUCUUUAUUACAUACAUUUUACAAAAAAAAUAAAAAAAUUGAAAAAUCAGGAAAGAAUCUCAUAAAUUAGUCUUUUUCUUUGAAGCUGAUCUCAUCUUGUACUCCAGCAGUACUCCUUGGUUUUCUGCUUUUCUGUGUCAGGAUACAAGAUCCCCCUAGUUUCAAAGGCUAUCAGCAAGACUUGUUUCUUUCACUUUGUGUCAUCCUUGCUAGUCUAAAUAUUUCAAGUCUGAAUCCUCUUCCCUUCCUGGUAUCUGACCCCCAAAAUGAUUAAUUUGUUGGUAAUUUAAAUGUACGCUUUUACAACAAGCAGUUUCAAGUAACGUUGAAGCCAUAAUGCAUGUGUAAGACACUGCCUUAAGCAAAAUCAGCCUGUUUUUCAAAACUAGUCUCCAUGGAACUAUCUUCUUGCACUGAUAUUGGCAAAAAUUAGUAACUUGUAUGUUGCAUCCACUGUUGUCGAUUUCUGUCUGGGUAAUCCUGAGCAAAUUAGAAGCACUGUAUCAGUUAAUAGAGAAAUACGGACGCCUCCUUUCUUGCAGAUUCCUUGGAAUUGGGACAUUUUAAUUUUAAUCACCAUGUUCUUGGCAUUAAACAACUGAUGUUCAUGGAUGUCAUGUAGCAUACGAGGUUCUUCUUAGACUAGUCCUUGGGAUUUCAGGACUCCAGUGAAUAGGAAUAGUUUAAGAUCAGGCACCUGCAUUGCUCUUAGUUAACUUUUUUUAGCUAAAUAACUUCACACUGCAACAGAUUUGUCCAGAAUGAAAUUAGCCUUUCCAUUUCUCAUGAAGCCCAGCAAAAAUGUAUAAAAUGUUUGAGAAGCUUUCCAUACUUUAUAGUUCACCUAGAGACUGAGUCUUUGGCAGUUUAAGCUGCCCAAAAAUGAUACAAGUAGCACUGAUUCCUGAUCUUCCAGGGAAGUUAUGAGCCUGGGAAGACUCUCUUUAUUUUCACUUUCUGCUAUGGACAUUGGGUUUUCUUUGUGCUGCCAGCCCAUGAUUGAUGUAAUUUACCUGGCACUAGGGAAGCUUCAACAUCUGACCUUGUUUCAGAAGUGGUAGAAAAGUUACUGGGGUAAAGAAUAAAAUAUGAUACUAUGGCAGUAAAUUCAUGUGGGAAUCUGAAUCAUGAUGAACAGAAGUUCUCGUGUAUGCCAUCAUAAGACAGCAGAACUUGGCCCAGGCUUGCAGAGUUUCUAAAGACCUCUAGAUAAAUUUCCCUUCAGGAGAUAAUGAUUUUAAGCAAUCACGGCAGUUCUGUAGUGUGAAGGAAAGGCAGUAUCCCCAAAUUAGUGGAUACAAGAUGGACAUAACAUUAUUUAGGUUCUUGAGCUGCAAUCUUGCCAAAAGGGACCCAAUGGACACAGGUCAUCUUUAUCAAAGGAUGGCUUCAGGAGUAAUCCUGCAUGUUAAUUAUCCUCAUUCAUUGCCCUGAUUUCUUGGAGGUUUGCCUCCCGAUCAGCUUUGUGUUUGAAGUAAUUAACAGGAUGUUUUGACAACUUUCAUUCUUGGAUACCAUUAAGAAUUAUGGGUUAUUGCUAUAGUUUGUAGGAGCUACUCCACUGACAUGCUCAUAACAUUUUAUUUUGUCUGCCUAGAGUUUACCCAGAACUAAUUAGCAGCUGUCCAUGUCGAAAUACAUGCUUCAAGCAGUUCUUUAUUCAGAGCAUCCCUGACAGUUGCUAGAAAAAAGAUUGUUCUAGAUGUACAUAAACUUGCUCUACCUUGAUCCAACUGAUGAAACCACUUCAGUUGGAUAAGCUCUUCUACCUUUUCCAAAUUAUUUGCCAUACCUUUUUGUUCAUUGCACAAGGAAGUAUUAAUGAGGUAUUUUAAUGGGCAUUCUAUCAGGACCCAUUUUUGGCUUGUUUAAGAACAUCUGUAUCUUAAGGCUCGCACUAUUUGAUUAUAUGUUUGAUACAAACUGUGAACUGAACCUUGUCUUUCUCAGCAGAGUAGUCUUAAGAGCAUUCUUAGUCCUAGGUUCUACAUGAUUCCAAGUUUUUUUCUGCCUGUUUACUUUUACAUGGCAUUCACUUGUUUGGAGUAUUCUGUCAUAGGUACAUGCUGCAGGAACUUUCUUCAAAGCAAAGUAUGUAGCACAAUUCCUUUUAAUUAGAAGUGCAGAUCUUUGGUGAGGGGGUUGGUGUAGUUAAACCACAUGCCACUAACUACCUUCCCUCUAGUCUCAUCAAGUUGCUGACACUUUCCUGGCUACAUUUCCUGAGAUUUGACUUUUUUUUCAAUUUUACUGCAAAACAAGAUAGCAUAGUUAUCUUGUCAGGAAGGAGCUUACUCCUUUUGACCAAAAAAAGGACUGAAGGGUGAGUGUAGGUUUUACUCCUUUUUGUAGUGAAGAUUGUAAACAUAGUCUGAUGCAUGACUCUGUACAAACACCAGAUUUUAGGAGCUGUGCCUGUGAUUUGUCAGUGUAACCUGCUUGCAAGAACAUCUGUCAUGAAGUUCUAAUGUUGCAGAAUGUUCUUGCACAAAUGAAUUUCUAUUAUGUUGCAUUUUCACCAUGGUAAAAUUGGACUGCCUGCCUACUGUUUUUUUGUUAAACAGGUAACAUAAAUAUUAUGUUAAGUGAUUUCAUGGACAAACUAAUGCUACAGUCUGAAAUCUGAUGUAUUUUUAUGUAGAACUUUCUAUAUUUUGAUUAUUUUUAAUAAAGUUUUCAAUGCGUCA
Molecule: messenger RNA, 9087 nt
Organism: Protopterus annectens (West African lungfish)
Lineage: Eukaryota; Metazoa; Chordata; Ceratodontiformes; Protopteridae
Gene: TENT4A
Product: terminal nucleotidyltransferase 4A
Exons: 15
Coding region: 239-2533 (764 amino acids)
Biological process (GO): RNA 3'-end processing
Cellular component (GO): nucleolus; TRAMP complex
Molecular function (GO): poly(A) RNA polymerase activity; mRNA binding
Source: RefSeq, a predicted model, not a curated record